Rattus norvegicus (Norway rat) is the source of this 14592-nucleotide messenger RNA. NCBI's taxonomy places the organism in Eukaryota, Metazoa, Chordata, Mammalia, Rodentia, Muridae. The record is from RefSeq and is a predicted model, not a curated record.
CCGCGGGCCUUGCCGGGUUCCUUCCGCACCUUUCCUACGGUGACCAUGGCUAGCUGCUGCCUCCUUGGGGCCGGACCAUGGGCGGGGACGGUUGCCGGGGUAUUAAAGGGAAGCUCGCCCGCGGCCAGACUGCCUGUACCCGUGCGGCGGCGUCCCUGCAGCCAAGUCUUGCCGGAGGACGUGCCGUGGGAGCCCGUGUCUGGCGGACUGGAGCAUUAAGGUGAGGACCGGAGGCGAGAGGGGAGCUCUGCGGUCAGCAGUGCGUCUGCAGCCGAGACAAAACCCGGCAGGGACUGACCUGGCAGACCUGCGGUGGCCCAGUGCUAGCCGGGCCGCCUCGGACCUGAUGUGUCCGGGCUGGAACGAAGCCCUGUCUCCACCUUCCACUCUUAGACGCAAAAGUGCAGAAAUCCUUUUACAGUCACUAGACUUGGGAUUCUUUCAGUAGUUAGGUGAACGGACGCGCUGAGAAGAUACCUAAAAAGACAGAGCAAGUCCUGACAGAGUUAGUAAGUGAACCCCACCUCUCCCCAAUGCUGCGUCCCUUUCUCUCACAAAUUGGGAUUUAGAGGGAUGUAAGCAUUCAGACAUCAAGUUCCCUUUUUGGCACUAUGCUACUGCUAUUUUUCCUCUUUUUGCUCUAGGGCUCUUUCUGGCUGUAGGGAGCUGGGAAUUGAACAGAAGUCCUUCCCCAACUAUUCUUUUGAACUAUACUCAUAGCUCUAAUCCCACGAUUUUUUCUUAUGAGGCGUCUAGAACUAGUGUGAUAUACAGUUCACACUAGUAUUGGAUUCAGAGGAAAAUCUUGUUUAUGAAAUUUAAACCGUUAAAGUGUAAGGUCAUUUAGGAAUGUUAAGGACUGUAAGAGACAGAGCCUAAUAUCUAUUGUAUACUGCAUAAGUACUGUACUGUACUAUUCUGAGAUCUUCAUUUAUGUGAGGUAUUUGGGAGUCUCUCCAUUUUACAGGUCAGAAAUUGACUCCGAGUGGUUUUCACCCAGUACCGUCAAGCUAUUGAAUAGUAACUGGGCUCUGAGUGGUGACCUGAUGUUGCUUAUUGAUUUGUCAGCUGUGGUCCCAGGAUCACUAGCCCAGCAUCACCCGGAAUACAGCGCCUUCUGUCUCCUAUGAUUUGCAGGGGCAGGCCCAAGAGUCUGCAUUUUUAUCUGAAACCUAUGCUGAAAACCCUUGUGUGGCACUGUGAUGUGCUGCCUCCCAGAGGAGAAGCUAGAGAUGAACAUAUUUGGGGCUUUGGAGAUCUCCAUAUUGGAUUUUAGGAUAAGUUUUAAAAGUAGACAUAAGCUUUGAGUGAGCAAAACCCCAAGAAGAUGUUUAGCAAAGUAGUGUUUUGAUGCAGGCUUGGUUUUAGUGUCUACAGAAAGAGAUGCCCACGCUUGGUGAGUUAGAUUGUGAAUAAAGGCAUUACUUCCUCCUUUUUUCCCCCCUGCAAAGCUCUUAAACCAUCAUUCGUCCUCUUUACAAAUACUUGUAAAGCACUUAAUAGGUGUUAUGCAAGCAACUUGAGGUUACAGCUUAAACUAAGUGUAGGAGCUAAAAAGAUGGCUCAAUGCUUCAGAGAAUAACUGUUCCAGCAGAGGACUUGAGUUAAGUUCCAGGACCCUUGGUGGAUGCCUAACAAUCACCUGUUUGAUGAGGUUCUCGAACCCUCUUCUGGACUCCAAGGGCACCUGUGCACACACAUGCAUGUGCGCACACACACACACACACCACACCACACACACAUAUACACAUACUUCAAAUGAAUCUUUUAGAAGUGAAUAUAUAAUAGGAAUGACAAAACAAAGGCCAUAGGGGGAAACGUCAAGCCAAAGAGAAGGGCAGAUGGCCCCUUAAGGCAGACAUGGAGACAGGAGGGGUGCUAUUUUUACGUAUUGUGUUUAGUAAGGAGCUGAUUGGUAAGGUGACAUUUGAGAAAAAUAAAAAGAACGAGUGUGAAUUUAACUGGGGAAGGACAUUCCAGCUAGAAGAAACAAACAAAUAAACAAAAAAUUACAGAGGAAGCCAGAGCACCAGAUUAUAGCACAGAUGUAAAUUUUAUAUUGCUGUUCCUAAUAGAAGAUGAAAGAAUAAUUCGGUGUACAUAUACUAUAAAACAUACACUGGAGGGCAUGCAAUAGUUGGCCGUGACCAUUGCUAGUGUCCUGGGAGAUGGAGACAGGAGGAACUCCCUGGCCAGCCAGUCUGGCUAAAACUCUGAGCUUUGGGUUCAGUUGUUCCAGAAAAUACAGUGGAGGCUCAUCAAAGUGGUUUAGUGGAUAAAGACAAUUACUGCAUAAGUGUGGUUACCAAGUUCAAUCCCCAGAACUCACGUAAAGGUAGAAGGAAGUGGAACAAUAGAGCUGACUUCACAAAGUUGUCAAAAUACUCCUGUAUGUGCCUGCACACAGGACCUCACAUUACACAUACAAUAAUAAAUUUUUUUAAAUUAAAAAGGCAUGUAUACUAUAUAUGCAUAUAUACACUCACAACUAUAAAUUUAUCUUAAUUAUUAAUUAAAAUAUAAUAUCAUUUCCUCCCUUUGAUUUCUUCCCUUCAAACCCUCCCAUGUCCCCCCUCACUUCUCAAAUUUUGCCUUCUUUUUCUUUGUUGUCGUUACAUAAUCUACAGGUGCAUAAAUAUAUAAACUCAGUGUGCUGAUAUAAAUAUAAUGUGCUGAGUCUGUUUAGUGUUACCUGUGUGUGUAUGAUUUCAGGGCUGGCCACUUGGGAAUUGGCUAAGACACUUGGCGUGUCAUCCCUGGGGAAGACUAAUUUACCCACGUUCAGCAUUCCUCAGUUUCCUGUGGUUCUUUGCCUAGGGGUGGGACUCAGUGAGAGUUCCUCCUUCUGUAUCUAUUGGUGUCAGACUUGCUCAGGUCUUGUUAGGCAGCCACACUGUUGAGGUAUCAUUUCAGUAAUGCAGCCUCACAACCGACUUCCCAGUCCUCUAGACCUCUUUCUGCCCCCUACCCGAGCCCCUUCCACGAUAUCCCCUGAACCUUAGGUGCAGGUCUUGUGUUGUGCAUGUGUCCAUUGGGGCUUGGCACCCCACAAUCAGUCGUUCUCUGUCUUUUGACCUGUUGUGGUUUUCUGUGAUUGCAUCUGUGUGCUGCAAAGAGAAGUGUCUUUGAUAAAGGGUAAAAGCUACACUUACCUGUGGGCAUAAGACGGUACUUAGAAUGCUGUUUGGUAUCAAGCUGGAUUAGUAAACUGCCAACAGUAAGUCCUCUGAGAUCGAUGACUUCACUAGCCCUAAGUACUUGGCUAGGUUUACAAUAUUGGGCAUAAAGUCCUCCUGUGAGCAGGCCUUGAGUCCAGUCAGACAGCUGUUGGUUACUCACAAAGAUAUGAAUGCCACCAUUGCACCCUUAAGGGUAUCUUGCUAUGCCAAUCAUCAUGGUUCACAGGUAUCCCAGCUGAGUGGGACGGUUGUGUUUUUUUCUUCUUAGGAAGCUUGCAUGUUUCCAUGGAAGCUGGUCCUCAGGGAGGAUGCUUUCAGGUCUGACCAAGCUAGAAUCCUCUGGGUCCUGCUUAGAAACUAAGCUCCAAGGGCAACAGCGGUAGCCAAUAUUGUUUUGGGUGACUCUUGGACUCCCUGACUGAAUUAGUGUUUUACUGCUGUGAAGAGACACCAUGACCAGGGCAACUCUUGUCAAGGAAGGCAUUUAAUUUAUGGCUGGCUUACAGUUUCAGAGGUUUCCUCCAUGACAUGUGAGAAAACGUGGCGGCAUGCAGGCAUACAUGGUCCUCUAGAAGCUGAGAUCUUGAUCCACAGUCAGCAGGAGACUGUGUACCAAACUGGCAUAGCUUAAGCAUAGGAGACCUCAAAGCCUGCCCCCACAGUGACACAUGUACUCCAAGGCCACACUUCCUAAUAGUGCCACUCACUCCCUAUGGGCGUAGCAUUCAAACACAUGAGUCUGUCCAGGCCAUACCUACUUAAACCACCACACUGACCAACAAUUUGAAACCUGCUAUUCCCCUCUCUAGGGCUCCACCCCCUCCUCCUAGAGUCCUUUUCGAUAUUGCAGGUUUCCGUGGUUACUCCAGGUCCAUACUCACACAUGGAAGUCUGGGGCUAGACACCACAGACAAGAGAGAUUGUGUGGUCUUCUGGGUCUGUGUUACUCCCUCAAUGUAAGAUUUCCUCAUUCCAUCCAUUUACCUGAAAUUAUCACAAUUUCAGUUUCUUUACAGUUGAAUAGUAUUCCACUGUGUAUAUGUGUCUUAGUUUUAUUGUCUGUUAACAUGUUGAAAGAAAUUGGGAUUGUUUCCAUUCCCUAAUUAUUGGGAAUAGAGCAGCAAUGAACAUAACUGGAAAAUAAGCCCUUCCUGAUGACUAGCUUUCAUAAUUCCAGAAGGUGCCAUGGAAGGUGCCAAAGGAGGGAAGCAACCUAUAGUCUUGCCCAGGCUAGACCCAGCUCAGGUCCUCCAGGUAAGCAGGUGUAUAAUAGGGUGUUGAAUCCUUCAGGCAUAUACCAAAGAGUGGCAUAGCUGGGCCAUAGGGUAAAUUUAUUCUUAGCUUUUAAAGAAUCUCCACACAGAUUCUCAGAGUGAUUGGAUCAGUUUGCAACCCCACCAAUGGUGAAUGAGAAUUCCUUUCCCCAAACCCUUUCCAGCAUUUGUUGUAAGUUAUUUGUUGGUAGUAGCCAUUCUGACUGGGGUAACAUUAAAUCUCGAAAGUUGUUUUGGUUUGCAUAGGAGUUUCAGUAUUACAGGCUUCAUAUUGAGGUCUUCAAUCCAUUUGGACUUAUGUGGUCUGCUUUCCUUCUUCUGAAUGCAGACAUUCAGUUUUCUAUUUCUAUUUCCACACCAUUUUGAAAGAUGCUGUCUUCAAGGUGUGUCUUCUGUAGGAACCUGCUUAGUAUAUGAGGCCUGGUUCAAGCCCAACACUCCACUUGCUCACCUCCCAAAGAAAUAGAUGGAGAUGUCAGGAAAAGGCACGGAGUUGAAGGCCGCAACCCAGCACCAGCUGCUUAAUGUUCGUGACUGCUGAUUGGACAUGGGUGCAUGGGGGAAAGAAAAUAGAGGCCUCUUAGAGGAGACUAUACCAGUGUUUCUGUUUAGUAUAGAGAGAGUGAGCCUUCACAGGAUUCUGUGACAUAUCCAAAUAUUUGUGUUUUCCAGUAGUCUUAGGUGACCCCUGAAGGGGUCAAGAUGCCCAGGUUGGGAACCACUAGACUAGAUGCCCACUGGAACUUGAUGAAAGGACUAGACUGCUGAAAUGAUGGCAGUAAGUCAUCAGUUAGGCUGUUUUUGCCCUUAGUUGGUCCUGGGCAAGCAGGAAAGAAGUCAUUGAUGGUGUGGCAAUAUGGGGCCACAUGCCAUGUUUGGGAUGGAGAUAUAGGACAUAGCCACAAUGGCAAGGUAAGGUAGAUAGAGAUAAAGAUAGAGGUUUGUCUGUUUCAUGUAGCCUGGCCUCAAGCUUACUGUACUGUGUAGGUUGAGGGUAACCUUGAACUGUUGAUCCCCCUACUUCUUCCUCCCAAGUGUGAGAUUAUAGAUGGGCAUUAUUCUAGUUGUAUACAAUGUAUGUAUUCAGCGGCUUCUGAAAGACCAAGAAAUAGGAAUCUUUCCUGAACAAUCCUUGUAAAGGGACACUGUAGUCAGGUCUGCCCAGUUAGUAACCAGACAGUUGUGACCCAGAUGGGUCAAAUGGAUUAUACAGAAUCCUGGAAUAAUGGCUAUCUCAAAGAAGUUUCCAUUGACAUUGGUGAGGAGAGGUUCUGGGGACCUGAAACCUUUUUGUUGAGUCUGCUAACCCAGACUUUAAAGCAUAUCUCUCAGAAUGGAUGAAGACAUUCAGAAUUGCUCUAUUGACAUUAAGCAUUUUUCUCCAAGAAUAUUCUCCUCUCCAUAAGUCUUGCUGUGUUCAGAGACUCUGGGUGUCAUUUGCAAGGAGGUUUGAAGAAAACAACGAUGGCAGGCUGAAGUGCACAAGGAGCCAUGUGGUGGUUAGUGUACAUGUCAGCACACCUCGUACGGCAAUGGGCAGCGGUUUGCUGCUGGACACAGGCUUGCUUCUCCUGGAUCCUACCAAGGAGGCCUCAUCAAAAAGCUGUAAAGAAGCACCUAUCAUCUGUCAAAUUCCGGUGCUUGGGGUCAUCAUAAAAUUAUUGCAUACAAGUUUCAGUAUUACAGGCUUCAUAUUGAGGUCUUCAAUCCAUUUGGACUUAGGUUUUGUGCAAGGUGGUAGAUAUGGUCUGCUUUCCUUCUUCUGCAUGCAGACAUUCAGCUUUCUAUUUCUGUUCCCACACCCUCAUUAUUUUUAAGGCUAAUGAGAUAAUCUUAUUUGUUUCAUCUGGGUGGCUGAUUUGAGGUUUUAGACCCACGUGAAAUAGUGACAGUGAGCAUGCUUUUACAGGAAUAUCAGCAUGGAGACGUAAAGGAGCUAGCAUGAGUGUCUGAGUCUUGGGUCUAACAAAAAGGCUUUGUUUCAGUUUUCCGUGCCCUGGUUCUUUGUGUCGUACUGAAUCCUCCAGGAUCUGACUGUCAGUGUGUGGACAGCGUUGUAAUGCCUGAGCUGCACGCCUGUGUGUGCAGUGGAUGAGCUCAGACCUCAUAUCUCUUAUCCUCUUAUCCGUUAUGUAUGAGAGGAAAACAAGUAACCACGUGAAGGGUAAGUUUUAAAAGCUGUGUCGUGAGACUAGGCUGUGCACUCAAGGCUCUCAGCUCCUGUGAAUCAUCGUGGCUCUUUGCCUUCCUCCUCCCCAGUGGCUUCCUUUGCAAGUGCGUUAGGCUGUUGGGUCAGUAUUGUAGGUCCCCACUGAGCGACACACUCAAAGGGCUGUAGCUCUGUAGUGUCUUUUUUUUUUUUAAACAAGAAAUGACAGAUCUAAGAAUUUAAUUAUCGGGCCUAAAAGAGAUGGCCUAGCAGACAAGAGCACCGGCUGCUCUUCCAGAGGACCUAAAUUCAAUUCCCAUCACUCACAUAAUGGCUUACAAGCUUCUGUAAUUACAAUUCCAGAGGAUCCAAAGCUCUCUUCUGGACUCCACAGCCACUGACCGCAAAUAAUGCGCAGACAUGCAUGCUGGCAAAACGAACAUCUGCAUGAAGUAAAAUAGAAAGCAAGCUGAGCAUGGUGGUGCAUGCCUUAAAUCCCAGCACUUGGGAAGAGGCAAAAGCAAGUGGAUGUCUAUGAGUUUGAAGUCAACCUGGUCUACAUAAUUAACAGAGCAGCCAAGGUUACAUAGUGAUUAAUGUAGAUCUUUAAAUUUUUUAUUUUCAAAAUUGGUUUAUUUAAAGUCGAACACUGUCUUAAUAGAUCUGGGGUGAGGGGGUGAGCGUACAGGCUUUCUCAUUCGCACACAUGUGGACACACACUGAUCUCAGGUAAUAAAUUCAGUGUCUCCAUCUUUUAAAGGAUUCUUUUCUGAUUGUGGAUUUCUAGGAGUAAAGUUGCUGCUUUAAAGACAUCAUCUUCUGGCUUCCAUUAAGUCCAGGACAUGUGCUGUAUUCCUGUCUUUGUUCCUCCAUAAGUGAUGUGUGUCUGUCUUCAGAAGCACCCUCUGAGUAACAGUGAUUGGAAGUAAAGCAUCUGUCUCCAGAAUGUCUUCAGAAAAUAAAGAGCAGCAUAAUCUUUCACCAAGGGACUUACCUGAAGAAGCCUAUGGCUUCCCACCUGAGCUCCCCCUGGGGGCUCAAAGAGGAUCAAGCACUGACUUAAGGCAGUUUGAGCCCAGUGAUCGGAGAAGAGCUUUUCGUAGGAUCCACAUGGAACUCCAUGAGAAACCAGAUACUAACAUCAGACAGCUUGUCAUGAGAAAGCUUCAGAAGAGUUGCCAGUGUAAUGCAACCAAAAUCAGAAAUAGGAUUUUUGAUUUUUUUCCUGUUUUGAGGUGGCUCCCAAAAUAUGAUCUGAAGAAAAACAUUUUAGGUGACAUGAUGUCUGGCCUGAUUGUGGGUAUAUUGUUGGUGCCCCAGUCUAUUGCUUACUCCCUGUUGGCUGGCCAGGAACCUAUCUAUGGUCUGUACACAUCAUUUUUUGCCAGCAUUAUUUACUUCCUGUUUGGUACCUCCCGCCACAUCUCUGUGGGCAUUUUUGGAAUACUGUGCCUUAUGAUUGGUGAGGUAGUUGACCGAGAACUACAUAAAGCCUGCCCUGACAUUGAUACUACAUCAUCUUCCAUAGCAAUGUUUUCAAAUGGAUGUGUGGUAGUAAACCAUACAUUAGACGGACUCUGUGACAAAAGCUGUUAUGCAAUUAAAAUUGGCAGCACUGUGACAUUCAUGGCUGGAGUUUAUCAGGUAGCCAUGGGCUUCUUUCAAGUGGGCUUUGUGUCUGUCUACCUCUCAGAUGCCUUGCUGAGCGGGUUUGUCACUGGUGCCUCCUUCACCAUCCUCACGUCUCAGGCCAAGUACCUCCUGGGGCUGAGCCUUCCUCGGAGCAAUGGUGUAGGCUCAGUCAUUACUACCUGGAUCCACAUCUUCAGAAAUAUUCAUAAGACCAACAUCUGUGACCUCAUCACCAGCCUUUUGUGUCUCCUGGUCCUUGUGCCAACCAAAGAGCUCAACGAAUACUUCAAGUCCAAGCUCCCGGCACCAAUUCCAACUGAGCUCAUUGUCGUUGUGGCAGCCACAUUGGCUUCUCAUUUUGGAAAACUCAAUGAGAAUUACAAUUCCAGUAUUGCCGGGCAAAUUCCCACCGGGUUUAUGCCACCCCAAGCGCCAGACUGGAGCCUCAUUCCUAAUGUGGCUGUUGAUGCCAUAGCUAUUUCUAUCAUUGGUUUUGCUAUCACUGUAUCACUUUCUGAGAUGUUUGCCAAGAAACAUGGCUACACGGUGAAAGCCAAUCAGGAAAUGUAUGCCAUUGGCUUUUGCAAUAUCAUACCCUCCUUCUUCCACUGCAUAACUACUAGUGCCGCCCUUGCAAAGACACUGGUUAAAGAGUCAACAGGUUGCCAGACCCAACUGUCCGCUAUAGUGACAUCCCUCGUUCUUCUGUUGGUCCUUCUGCUAAUAGCUCCCUUAUUCUAUUCCCUCCAAAAAUGUGUCCUUGGUGUGAUCACCAUUGUAAAUCUCCGGGGUGCACUUCUGAAAUUUAGAGACCUGCCAAAGAUGUGGAGGCUCAGCAGAAUGGACACAGUUAUCUGGUUUGUGACGAUGCUGUCCUCUGCUCUGUUAAGCACUGAAAUAGGCCUGCUCGUUGGGGUUUGUUUUUCAAUGUUUUGUGUGAUUCUCCGUACUCAGAUGCCAAAGAUUUCACUGCUUGGUUUGGAAGAAGAAUCUGAAAUCUUCGAGUCCAUCUCCACUUACAAGAACCUUCGGAGUAAGUCAGGCAUCAAGGUUUUCCGCUUCAUAGCCCCUCUCUACUACAUAAACAAAGAAUGCUUUAAAUCAGCUUUGUACAAGAAAACGCUAAACCCAGUCUUGGUAAAAGCAGCCUGGAAAAAGGCAGCAAAAAGGAAACUGAAAGAGGAAACAGUGACUUUCCAUGGGGACCCGGAUGAAGUCUCAAUGCAGCUUUCCCAUGAUCCCUUGGAGCUGCACACCGUUGUGAUUGACUGUAGUGCAAUACAGUUUUUGGAUACAGCAGGGAUCCACACACUGAAAGAAGUUCGCCGGGAUUAUGAAGCCAUUGGUAUCCAGGUUUUACUGGCUCAGUGCAAUCCUUCUGUGAGGGAUUCCUUAGCCAAAGGAGAAUAUUGCAAAAAGGAAGAAGAAAAUCUUCUCUUCUACAGUUUGUCUGAAGCAGUAGCUUUUGCAGAAGAGUCUCAGAAGGAGAAAGGAGUGUGUGUGGUCAAUGGUUUGAGUCUUUCUGGUGACUGAGAAAAUUAAUGAGUCUUUCUGGUGACUGGGAAAGCUAAUAGAAGGAAGAAGAGUGUCUUGCCAGUUUCAGUGUGCAGCAUUUUCUCCUGUGAAGGAGGAAGCAGUGUACAUGUGAGAUGGCUUCCUUUGCAGCUAGCCUUUCGAUAGUCUCAUGUGCGGUAGAGCUUUUGGUUGGGUAGAAUCAAAAAGAAGUAACUGUUAUGGCUUCCAGCUUUUGUGCAGAUAGCAUUCUUGGGGUACAGUUGUAUAAACAGGACAGAACUUUAAAGCAGCCCCCCAGUUUAAUCGCCUUACUUUAGGGACUGACUGUGUAUCUGAACUCUGCCCUCUAGGACGCAGAGGGAGGUAAAAAUGGGUUUGCUUUACACACACUGGAGCCUUCGCAUGGCUCGGGAGAGGGGGAAAAAGGAGGCAGCGCUGCUGAUACAGAGGCUGCUGAAGCCCAAGGACUGAAGGAGACGAGUCCUGACCCUGCUGGUGUGCCUCUGUUUGGGGUUUGCUCCCCAGACAGCAGUAAGAUCUCUUGCUGAUAAUUGGAAAUCACCAUCUUGCUUCAUGCAGGAACUGUGCCAGUCUCAUAAAAGAAUCUGGCCCCCACAGCCAGCCUGAUACUAUUGUAUAGAACCUGUAUUAUAAACAUCAGAUGUGAUAGUCCUCCCUUUUUAUUCAGAAUAAGUAGGUAAGGAAAGAGUUCAAAACCAGAGCAGCAGUGGAAGACUUUGUCUUUGAGAACUUGUCUCCUGUUAAGCUCCAUCUCACCUUUGAUGUAUUCUCAUGCUUCCCGGGGAAUCUUUGCUAAAUUGGCAUUUUCAAACACCAUGGCAGUGUUGUCAGGGAAGGCAGGAUAUUGGCUCAGCCGCUUCUUACCACACUGUUGCGCUUGUGGUGCACAUUCUUGCCAAGAAAGAAUGAAUGACAGUUCCCCUUAAGAAAUGCUACCAUCCCGCCACUGAGGCAUUUUAUCAGGGAUCUGCUGGGGGUCGGUAGUCUUUCUUAAAUAGAAGUGGCCGUUUGUGGAUGAGCACAGAGGACAUCCAUCAUUACUUUGCAGAUGUGAAUGCAGUGCUGAUGCUUACUGCCAUGCACCUUGUUGUUUUAUGAUAAAUAUUGAUGUCUGUGGCCACUUUUAAUGCAGGAGGACUUCGAACCUUCACAGAACCCUAGAUUUAUUGGUGUGUCAUUCUCAGUAGCUGGCUGCAGAUUAUGAAUUGAGUCGUUUCUUCAGAAAAGGGCUUUGACAGGUAAGAAAAGUUCUCCCAAAUGUGGAAUAAAGGACUCAAAUGAGAUUAAAACAUUUAGUCAAACUAUUAUAGUAACAGUUUCUGAAUUGUAAAAUCAUUUUAGCCUGUUCUUACAUACCGAACAAUUUAAAAUGUUUGUGGGCAGCAAGCCCCGUGUGACGAACCAUGUGAGGUGGAAUGCUCUCAAACAGUUUAUAGACGUGAGCUCCAGAAACUGCCCCUGCAGUUUCUUAGUGGCAGAGUCCUCCUGCUUGCUUAUGUGGGAAAUGGCUUUCUAGGACUCCAGUAAAAGCAUCAGAGUAGAAAAUGUGGGUUUCUAGUGGUUCUGUUGAUAGCAUCCACAUUGCCAUCCCUCUGGACUCUGUCCUAGAGUUCCAGAAAUGUCGACUGCUGUUUGCUUGUCCUUUUGUCUCCCUAUCUUUAUGAAUAAUUGAAAAGUCAGUUUCCUAGUCAUUUUUGAAAAUCCCUCUUGCCUUCCCUCAGGCCAUGUUGGAAUUAAGACUGUUAAGAUGUUUAGUACUCAGGGACAGACUAGUAGGUACACGUUCAAUGGGGGUGGGAGAGGCGUUCAGGCAUUAAGAGCACUUGCUACUCUUGUAGGGGACCCGAGUUCAGUGUCCAGCACCCACAUUAGGCAGCUCACAACCACCUGCAACUAGCUCCAGGCGAUCUAACCCUCUCCUGACCUCCAUGGGACACACACACGCACGGGCACACACGCACACACACGGGCACACAUGCACAUCUAUUUUAAAACACAUGUUUAAGAUAACUCUAUACUCCAUUCAACACCAGCAUAGAAGAGGAGUGUUGGUUCAGUGUUGGCGGGAAGUACAUGCCCUUGACUGACUUGUAAGUCCAUCGUGUGGCUCUAACGGGUUCUGGAGCUUUACCUGUGCACUAGCAAAUUCCCGAGUUACGUCCUGAUCCGUGUUUGUCCCACAAAAGCAAACAGAAUCCUGCUUUUUAAACACGACUGCACUAGAGGCUGUUGCCACCUUUCUCUUUGGGUUGAUAUCUUCCUAAAUCGAACACCAAAAUUGAUUUUGAUUGCUGAUAUUUGAAGGAAUCAGAUUUAGAACCAAAGCCUAAUUUACCACCAGCACAGAAACAACAAAAGAAGCCAUUUUCUUUUGAUGCUUUAAACAUAUUUAUAAGCUUAUAAACAUAUUUAUAAACAUAUUUAUAAGUUAUCUUGCUUAUCCUGAACAUUAGAUGUAAACUAUUUCCUGAUUGUUUACAGAAUAGAACCUGAAUGCUGUUAAACAACUUUCGUUUAUUUGAAAUACAGAGUGUGCAUGUCUAUGUGUAUUUUAUGACAAGGUUUUAUGUGGCACAGGCUGGCCUCAAACAUACUAAGUAGCCAAGGGUGAGUGUGAACUGUUGGUCUCCUGCUUCAGCCUCCAGGUGCUGGAGUUAACAGGCCCAGGGUGGAAUAAGCUGGUGUGUGUGUAGGCCUGCUAGGAAAAGAACACAGUUGAGGAGAGUGAAAGGACAGAUCACCAAAGUCUGUAUUGACCAGAAAGGAAGAGACCUGGCUGGAUCCAGAUUGUGGUAAGCCCCACAGAAAGAUCAGGGUUCAGGAGCGUACCUCUAAGAGCAAUGUUAGAAAUAAGUUCUGUUUCUAGAAGGGGAAAGUCAUGGGUUCACCAAAGCUCCAAAGAGCUAAGAAGUGUAUUCUCACGUUGUAUCCAAAGUCUGGUGGGCCUGCUCAGGAGUACUGUCCCCCGUGAGCUGAGUGGCUGCAGUACUGUAUCUCAGACAGAGUAACUGGCAGGUGCCUUAGUUAAUUUUAAUCAGGGUCAGUGGAACAUGUAUGAUUUAUAUCAAAUUUUCAGCACAGUGAGUGGGGAACUUUGAGACUGCAUGGAGGUGAUAGAUGAGUUCAUUAGACUAAUGCUUCUGGCUACAUUCUGGCAAAAACAGUGUUCCUGUGCAGGGAUGUACCUGGCAGUUUGACAUUUAAGAACAUAUUGCCAGGAUUAACCCCAGUCCGCAAAGUAUAGAAAGGGGUGCAGUAAGUUUGAGGACAGUCUCUUCCUUUACAAUGAUGGUUGGAGAUCUGUGUCCCCUGUUAGUGUCCUCACUUCCAUGUUUUCUUGGAGGUGCUGACAGGGAUGAGCUGAAGGCUCUCUACACAGAAGUAAACACUUCUGCAUAGUCCCAAUGUCUGGGCGUCAGUGUUCCAGGGGGACUUAGAAGUGCUUCAUGGAGAGAGAUAACUUAGCUGGGGGCAGAUUGAGGUCUGAGCUGGAAGAGUGCCACUCAGGUAUAUCCAGGCAAGACUGGUUCCCCAGAAAAGUGGAAUUCUCCAGAUGAUUAGCUUUACAUUUGUGCCUAAUUUUUUGUUCCUUUGUAUUCUUCUCGGAAUCUUAAUUCUGGUGGUGUUUUAAUUUAAAUUUGGGCUUUAAAUUAAGUUGCAGAAAGGAUGGGUUGCUAAUUAGACUCAGUAGACACAGUGGCCUGUGAGGCACUUCAAGGCUGGGGCAGGAGGAUUGGCCAGCCUGAGAUAGUUGGUGAGACUUUGCCAGAAGAAGAGAAAAGAAAACUAGCUAGCUGUUGGGACCCAUUCGUCAUCCAACUCCUUUUUUUAUAUAUUAAGAUUUUAGUAAAUCAUGGAUCAUAGUACAUUUGGGUGCUAAGUUUAAGCAUGAAAACUAUACUAUCACAGGACAAAACAGUGCACCAGCUGGCUUGGUAUAGGCUAUUUCAUAAAGUAUAACUGAAUUACUUUGUGUUAAAAGUAAAUUUUUUAAAGGUUUUUUUUUUAAAUAGUAACUUGGAAAUGGAGGGUUUAGAUGUAGAAGGGGGCAUUUUUAAUAAGGUAAUUUUUAUCAUGAACUAUUUUUUUUUUUACCAAAAGUAUUUUGUAACUGAAAUUUUAAAGUAAAUCUGCUAAGUAUAAUUAGAAACUCAAAUAAAUGUUAUGCUAGUAUAUUUUUGAGUAUGUAUUUUGUACCCUAUGACUUAGUUUAAAAUAAGAGCAUGUUGAAGUGUCAGACUAGGUAGUGAGAGUAACAGAUGCCUUUUGGAGACACUGUAUUCUAGUCUGUCAUAGCUGCUAGGUCACAAAGGGUUUCAAUGUGCAACCUUAACAGACUUAUUCUGGGGAUAAUCCCACACUCUGCAUUGUAUCCCUAGCAAGAAAUAUAGAACCAAAUAGCUCCUUCCUCCUCUUGAAGGCAAAUCAUUUGGGAAAUUGGGAUCUCAGUCCUGAUGCUGCCAUGGCUUCUGUGUCUUAGCAGUAAGUGUAAAAAUACCUACCUAGCCUGGCUUUCCCACUUCAUAGCAUUGUGUACAAAUGCAGACAACAUGACAAAGGGUUUAGCCGUCACCACCCUUCUUGGCCAGGCCUGAUUACUACUGAAGUGCCUCAGUGUUGCCCCCAUAGAUGAGUGCCCACCUGUCCUUCAGACCAGGGUGUGGUGCUUCCCAUUGAGGGGAGGGAGCUGUCAAUCAUUUAUUUCCAUCUGGAAGAAUAUGUUUGUAUUGCUUAUUUUAUAAGGUCUUCUAUGUAUUUGAGAUUUAAGGGUGCCAUUUCUUUGUUAAUAAAUUGUUAUAAUAAAAUGAUACUGUGUAAAUUA